Styela clava is the source of this 5535-nucleotide messenger RNA. Lineage: Eukaryota; Metazoa; Chordata; Ascidiacea; Stolidobranchia; Styelidae. The record is from RefSeq and is a predicted model, not a curated record.
GGUCGCACUAGUUUAUAGUCUAAGUAUUUUGUCAUCUUUUAUUCUGUACAUAGGCCAAGAAGAAAUGUACGUACCAACUUUUGCGCGUUUCUAUUUGACCCUUACGACGAUGUUGAGUAUCAAUUGCUUUGCAAAGCAGAGUGCGACACAGGAGGUAAAAUUACCCCCUGGCGUAGUCUUGAUUGAUUCUCAAAUAUGGGGAGGAAAACCAUCGUCUCCAAUUGUCGGGGGAACCAUUUCUGAACCCAACAAAUGGCCUUGGAUGGUAUUUAUUAGACUAUCGGGAAAUACACAAUGUGGUGGAUGUUUGAUAUCGUCGGAGUGGAUACUGACUGCUGCUCAUUGCUUAGAACGGCAUUCAGUUGAAGAAAUUGUAAUUGGAUCAAAUUAUAACGACGGAUCAGAUACCAACGCUAUUGUUCGAAAACUUGACCGGAAGUGCUGUCAUGAGAACUUCGAUAGAAAAUCUUGGGAGAAUGAUAUUUGUCUUGUCAAGCUAUCGUCGUCUGUCAAUUUUACUAAAAAUGUGGAAAGUAUAGAUCUACCUAGAUCAAGAUCGAAAAUGUCGGAUAAUAGUGUUUGCACAGUUUUAGGCUGGGGUUUAAACGAACAUCAGAAACUUCUUCCUGGAUUACACGAAGCGAAUGUUGCGGUUAUUAAUUUACAACAAUGUAGGGAAUGGUAUGCUCGAGACAUGGUGCAAAUUCCUGUCACACAUUUCUGUGCAGGAAACGUAUCUGGCGGCGCGGACACAUGCGCUGGGGACAGCGGUGGUCCUCUGAUUCAUAAGCAAGGCGAUAAAUACAUAUUGAGGGGAAUAACCAGUUUUGGUGCCAAAGUGUGUGGAGUGCCUGCGAGGCCCGGGGUCUACACAAGAGUCAGUCGCUACAUAUCAUGGAUAAGAAGAAAAAUGAGUCAACCCGCAUGUAUGGUUACAGAAGUAUCAUGGAGUCAAUGGGUCGAAACAUGCUCUGUUACCUGUGGUGAUGGUAUUAAAAUUAAACGACGAAGAUGUAUGGCAGAAAAAGGUCGAUCUAUAUCAACAAAUCAAUGUUCUGGAAGGUUUGUAGAUUAUGGAUCAUGCACGGAAGCAUCUUGUGAAACAGGCAAUCGUUGGGGAGCUUGGGAAACAAAGUGCAGCGUUACUUGCGGAACUGGCAUUAAAACUCAAAAACGUAAAUGCCUUGACAAGAAUAACAAUGCCGUUCCUCAAAUUUCAUGUUCUGCUGGCAAUGAUACGAAAAUUGGAAAAUGCGUUUUGCCCGCCUGCCAAACAUAUCAUUGGGGACCAUGGAGUACUAUAUGUAGUGUUACUUGUUCUGUUGGAAUCAAAACACGCACGAGGAGGUGCCUUGAUCAAAACGAUAAUCAUGUAUCUCAGACUCUGUGUACACCCGGCGAUGAUGAAGAAACUGGAGUAUGCGACCUGCCAGCUUGUUUGACAUUCAGCUGGACAUCGUGGACCACAAAAUGUAGCGUUACGUGCGGAAACGGUAUUGAAACAAGAGUCAGAGAAUGCAUGGAUUCCGAUAGAAAUGUUGCAGAUCCUAGCGAAUGUAAAGGGGAAGAUUACGUAACAGGACAAUGUAUUCUACCGGCAUGUAAAACGUAUUCGUGGGAAGACUGGGUAACAAAAUGCAGCGUGACUUGUGGAAAAGGGGUUGAGACGAGAACUAGACAAUGUAAAGAUUCUGACAAUAAAAUUGCUCUGGCAUCCAAAUGUCAUGGACAAUCGAAUAUAACAACAACGUGUGCUUUACCGCCAUGUAAAACAUAUUCUUGGGGAGAAUGGGUGACAAAAUGCAGUGUGACUUGUGGUGAAGGGGUUGAAACGAGAACCAGGCAAUGUAUAGAUUCUGACAAUAAAACUGCUACGGCGUCUAAAUGUAAUGGGAGAUCAAAUACAGUAGCAACAUGCAGUUUGUCACCUUGCGAAACUUUCAGCUGGACCGCAUGGUCAACUCAGUGUAGCGUUACGUGUGGAAAUGGUACAGGGACAAAAACCAGAAAAUGUGUGGGUUCUAAUAGUAAUGUGACAUCGAAUAACAAAUGCGAGGGAAAGGCUGAAGCAAAAGAAGAGUGCAGAUUAACUCCCUGUAUAAUUUUUUUUUUAGUCUACGUUUGGGGACCAUGGGACACGCAAUGCACAGUGACCUGUGGGGAAGGAAUCAGAUUACGAACAAGAAAGUGCUUGGACAAAAACAAAAAUAACACAUCCUCACCGUGGCUGUGUCUACCGGGUGAAGCCGAAGAUACCGGAACGUGCAAACUGUCUGCAUGUCCGACAUAUAGAUGGAGCUCAUGGCAAUCCGAAUGCAGCGUUACUUGCGGGAGAGGAAUUGAAACCAGUUCUAGAAAAUGUUUGGAUUCAAAGGACAACCAAGUAUCCACGUCAUAUUGCAGAGGUCGUAAAACAAGGAAGAAAAUUUGUACACAAGCACCCUGCAAAACGUAUUCUUGGGGAGAAUGGGUAACAACAUGCAGUGUGACUUGUGGUGAAGGGGUUGAAACGAGAACCAGACAAUGUAUAGAUUCUGACAAUAAAGCUGCCACGGCGUCUAAAUGCAACGGGGGAUCGAAUAUAGUAACAACAUGCAGUUUGUCAUCUUGCGAGACUUUCAGUUGGACCGCAUGGUCUACUCAGUGUAGCGUUACGUGUGGAAACGGUACAGAAACAAAAACCAGAGAAUGUGUGGGCUCUAAUGGUAAUGUGACUUCGGAUAACAAAUGCGAGGGAAAGGCUGAAGCAAAAGGAGAGUGCAAGUUAUCUCCAUGUAGAACAUAUUCUUGGAGUGAAUGGGCGACAAAAUGCAGCGUUACCUGUGGCGAAGGAAUCGAGACAAAAAGGAGGCAGUGCGUUGAUUCUAACAAUAAAACUGCUGCACAAUCUCAAUGUAGUGGGAAAUCGAAUAUAACAACAAAGUGCACUUUAUCGCUAUGUAAACUCUACCUUUGGGGACCAUGGGACACGCAAUGCACAGUGACCUGUGGGGAAGGAAUUCGAUUACGAACAAGAAAGUGCUUGGACAUUAACAAAAAUAUUACAUCUUCACCGUGGCUGUGUCUACCGGGCGAAGCCGAAGAUACCGGAACGUGCAAACUGUCUGCCUGUCCGACAUAUAGCUGGAGCUCAUGGCAAUCCGAAUGCAGCGUUACUUGCGGGAGAGGAAUUGAAACCAGUUCUAGAAAAUGCUUGGAUUCAAAGGACGACCAAGUAUUCACGUCAUAUUGCAGAGGUCAUAGAACGAGGAGGAAAAUUUGUACACAACCACCUUGCAAAAGGUAUCACUGGGGAUCAUGGGAUUCUAAAUGUAGCGUUACAUGUGGAAGCGGCAUCAGAAUACGAAGUAGAGAUUGCCUUGACGAAAAUGAUAAAAUCGCAAUUCGAUCCUCUUUUUGCAGUCCCGGAAAGAAUGAAGAAACAGGGAAAUGCGACCUUUCGCCAUGCCCAGUUUUCAACUGGAGUUCUUGGAAAAUUCAAUGUAGCGUUACGUGUGGCAGCGGGAUAGAAACGAGAACAAGGGAAUGUCUGGAUUCUAAUAAAUCAGUAGUAUCGACUUCCAAUUGUGUCGGGAAACCAUACGAGAAGAAAACGUGCUCAAUACAGUGUAUAACACACAGUUGGAGCACUUGGGCAACCAAAUGUAGUGUUACAUGCGGAAAGGGCAUCGAAGCUCGGACAAGAGAAUGUCGCGAUUCAGUUGGAGAGGUUGUACCAACGUCUCGAUGCAGCGGUAGAUCGAGGAGUUGGGCGACAUGCACCUUACCACGGUGUAAACAUUAUCACUGGGGUCUGUGGCACAACGAGUGUAGUGUUACCUGUGGGGCUGGUGUUAUGACAAGAACGAGAAAAUGCUUUGAUGAGGACAAUCAACCAAUGAAUAAAACGUCACUGUGUUUUCCAGGAAAUAGAGACGAAAUCGAUAAAUGUAUUCUUGCUAAAUGCGAAACAUUCAAUUGGAGUUCUUGGAACACAAAAUGCAGCGUGACAUGUGGUAAAGGUGUUGAAACAAGAACUAGAAAUUGUUUAAAUGCGGGAAACAAAAUUACGUCAGCAUCAAAUUGCGCUGGGAAAGAAAACUUGAAAUCGAUAUGUUCUUUAGCAGAUUGUCCAAUCUACAACUGGGGAGUUUGGACAAGCAAAUGCAGCGUUACAUGUGGUAAUGGCAUAGACACGAGGACAAGACAAUGUUUGGAUUCAAAGGAUAAAGUUGUAAAAAGGAAAGAAUGUGUUGGACGAUCGAUCAGAAAACAAAGAUGUAGACUACCAUCAUGUCGAGUGUAUCAUUGGAGUACAUGGACAGCCAAAUGCAGUGUCACUUGUGGCAAGGGAAUAGAAACAAGAUCAAGAAAUUGCUUGGAUUCAAAGGAUCUGAUUGUAUCUGCAACGAAAUGCGUUGGGGAAUCCAGAAAACGAUAUUCGUGCACUCGUAAUGAAUGCAUAUCAUAUAACUGGAGUGUAUGGGGAUCAAAAUGCAGUGUUACCUGUGGUACCGGAGUGGAAAGAAGAACCAGAAAAUGCUUUGAUUCAAACAAAAAACUCGUAUCUUCGGUAAAUUGUGUCGGUAAAGCAACUAUAGUAGGAUCAUGUACGAAAAAGGCCUGCGUCUCAUAUAAAUGGGGAUCGUGGAAAACGAAAUGCAGCGUAACUUGUGGAAAAGGUAUUGAAAUAAGCAAAAGAGAUUGCUUGGACUCCAACGAAGCGCCAGUUCAAGAAUCUCAAUGUGGCAAUGGUAGUCCUAUCUUGCGGCGCAGUUGCAUUCUUCCUGCAUGCAAAUCAGAGUACCAAUGGAGCACGUGGGAUGCCCUGUGUAGUGUCACAUGUGGAACUGGCGUCGAAACAAGAACACGAAAAUGUUUGGGUAACAGAGGCAAUGAUGUAUCUGCAUCAAACUGUGUCGGUAAAUCGCGACAGCUUGUUGUUUGCUAUCGGCCAUCAUGUCAAACCUAUAAAUGGGGACCGUGGAAAUCGGAUUGUAGCGUGACGUGUGGAAGGGGUAUUGACUCGGGACAAAGAGAUUGUCUCGAUUCCAAAGGAAAUUCAGUUGAUUCUUUUAGAUGUAAACCUGGAACAAAUCGCAUGAGAGGAACUUGUAACUUAGGAGCUUGCAAACAACUUUGGGGUGUUGUGUCAGAUUAUAAAUGGGUACUCGUGGACACAUCCUGCUCGGUAACGUGCGGAAACGGGCAAGAACUUAAAUUAAGAAAAUGUACAAAUUCCGCCGCAGAAACGGUCGAAGCAAGAUUGUGUUCGGGUUCAAAAUAUGAAGUGGGAAUUUGCUCUUUACAGGCAUGCCCGUCAAAAUUUUAUUCGUUGCCUUCUGUCGGUUCAUAUGAAUGGGACUCGUGGCAACCUUGGUCGAAAUGCCGAGUUGGAUCAUCGGGUAACAGAUUCAGGUCGUCCACAAGAUAUUGCUUGAAAAAUAGACAGGUCAGAUUUUGUCUCCUCUAGACAUAUUGACCCAUCCAUGUUUUAAUUUUAUUUUCAUACGAUGAAAUGACGUCAUUACACAUUGCAAAUGUUAAAUUUUAUAA